AUGUUUUUCACUGCAGGUUCUGUGUUCUUGGGCCCGUGGACACCAGAGAGUGUUGGGGAUUAUGCAAGUGGGACAAACCACGGUCUUCCAACAUAUGGAUAUGCAAGGAUGUAUGGUGGGGUAUCCUUGGACUCUUUCCGGAAAUAUAUGACAGUGCAGUCCUUGACAGAGGAAGGUCUCCGAAAGCUUGGCCCUUAUGUGGCAACCAUGGCAGAAGUUGAAGGGCUGGACGCCCACAAGAGAGCUGUAACUCUUAGACUUCAGGAUAUUGAAGCCAGACAGAUUCUAGUUGGUGGAAUGGCAGGGAAUGGACUGCCCUCUAUAGGUGAAUUACAGAACAAGGUAACAAGAGCUAACAAAGGAGAACAGGAAGACCAGAGUUAA
Messenger RNA from Dovyalis caffra, 384 nucleotides. The record is from the annotation of a GenBank genome assembly. NCBI's taxonomy places the organism in Eukaryota, Viridiplantae, Streptophyta, Magnoliopsida, Malpighiales, Salicaceae.